AAAUGAAUCCCCAAGGCUGUACAUAGACUCACUGAAACAAAACUUCAUUGUUGGAGAACAGGCUGAGGUCACAGUUUCUGCAGAGGAUGGCGAUAGCGACACUGUAAGUGUGAUACUUACAUCGGAUUUACCAGAGGGUGCAGCUUUUGACAACGAAACAGGAAAGUUCACAAUGACACCAGAAAAUAUGGUACCAUUUAACCUGUCAUUCAUAGCUAUAGAUGGCUUGGGUGCACGGUCUCCUGAAUCUCGAAUUACAAUAUGGAUUUGCUCAGGAUGUUCCAGCAAUGGAGAGUGUAAUUUUGAAGUAGAGGCAGAUGAACAGCCGGUAUCCACUGGUUAUUUUGUCAUAGCACUGUGUGCUUGUGGAGUCGGAUGGGAAGGUGAUAAUUGUGAGAAUGACACUGAUGGAUGCGAGG
Molecule: messenger RNA, 419 nt
Organism: Owenia fusiformis
Lineage: Eukaryota; Metazoa; Annelida; Polychaeta; Sabellida; Oweniidae
Source: the annotation of a GenBank genome assembly